AUGGCCGGGUCCCCCUGGCCGGGCCGGCGGGGCGGCUUGCGAGCGCUGCUGGCCGCCCUGGCCGCGGCGCUGGCCGGCUCCUACAACGUCGACCUGGAGCAGCCCGUGCUUUUCCAGGGGCCCAACGGCUCCUUCUUCGGCUAUUCCGUGCUGGAGCAUUACUACGACAAUACGCGGUGGGUAUUGGUUGGGGCCCCCAAAGCAGAUUCCAAAUACAGUGCCUCUGUUAAGUCCCCAGGAGCUGUGUUUAAGUGUCGCGUUCACACCAACCCUGAAAGGCGAUGCACAGAACUGGAUAUGGGUCGAGGUAAUACCCGAGGAGCACCCUGUGGAAAGACCUGUAGGGAGGACCGAGAUGAUGAAUGGAUGGGUGUCAGCUUGGCAAGGCAGCCCAAGGCGGGAGGAAGUAUAUUGGCCUGUGCACACCGUUGGAAAAACGUCUACUAUGAGACAGAGUACAUCCUUCCGCAUGGCUUCUGCAAUGUCAUCCCACCCAAUCUAGGAUCCUAUGGUAGGAAGCUAAUCCCGUGCUAUGAAGAAUAUAAGAAGAAAUAUGGGGAAGAGCAUGGGUCGUGUCAGGCUGGCAUAGCAGGUUUCUUCACGGAGGAACUGGUUGUUAUGGGAGCUCCUGGGUCUUUCUACUGGACAGGAACCAUCAAAGUUCUGAACCUCACUGACAGUACUUACUUUAAACUGAAUGAUGAUUCUGUGAUUGCCAAACGGUAUACCUACCUAGGAUACGCUGUGACAGCAGGUCAUUUCUCUCAGCUGACGACCACAGACAUCGUGGGAGGAGCUCCCCAGGAUGGAGGCAUUGGAAAGGUAUACAUUUUCCGAACGGAUAGGAGGUCUCUUUCUCUUGUAAAGAUUUUUCAGGCUUCGGGUAAAAAGAUGGGCUCUUACUUUGGCUCCUCCUUAUGUGCAGUUGAUCUGAAUUCUGACGGGCUUUCAGACCUCUUGGUGGGAGCGCCCCUGUUUUCCGAGAUCCGGGACGAGGGUCAGGUCACCGUCUACCUCAGCCGAGGAAAUGGAGUCCUGGAAGAGCAGCUUGUUCUGAAUGGUGAUAAUGCCUACAAUGCACACUUUGGGGAAAGUAUGGCUUCCCUGGGGGAUAUCGAUGAUGAUGGAUUCCCAGAUGUUGCCAUUGGUGCCCCUAAAGAAGACGAUUACACAGGAGCAGUCUAUAUCUACCAUGGACAUUCUGGUGGCAUGGUACCACAAUAUUCUAUGAGGAUAUCGGGAAAACGAAUCAGCCCAAGAUUGCAGAUGUUUGGCCAGUCUAUUUCUGGAGGAGUUGAUAUGGAUGGAAAUGGUUAUCCAGAUGUGACGAUUGGAGCCUUUGUGUCAAACAAUGUGAUUCUUCUAAGAUCCAGGCCUGUCAUUACGCUGGAUGUCUCUGUUUUCCUGCCGGCAUCCAUUGACAUCACAGCCCCUCAGUGCCAUGACGGCUUGCAAGAGGUGAACUGCCUAAAUGUCACAGCUUGUUUUCGUUUCAAUGGCAAGCACGUUCCAGGAAAGAUAGAAUUGAACUAUAACCUGACAUCAGAUGUGUCGAAGAAAGAAAAGACUCACCCAAUCCGGGUUUACUUUGUGUCUUCUGGAGAAGCGAUGGGGCAGAUCACGGAUACGUUGCAACUGUCGUACAUGCAAGAAAGCUGCAAGUCCUACCUCGUGUAUGUGAAGAGGAGAGUAAAAGAUGUCAUAUCACCAAUUGUAUUUGAAGCUGCCUAUAGCCUUGCUGAACAUUUCACAGCAAAGGAGGAGAAGGAAUUACCUUCACUCAAGCCUGUACUCCGAUGGAAAAAGGGACAGAAGAUGGCUCAGAGAAAUCAGACUGUCUUUGAGAGGAAUUGUCAAUCAGAUGAUUGUGCUGCAGAUCUGAAACUUCUGGGUAAACUGUUCUUGUCCAGUGUGGAUGAUAAAGCUCCCUAUCUGGCUUUGGGAGCAGUGAAGAACAUUUCACUUAACAUCUCUGUCUCCAACAUUGGGGAUGAUGCUUAUGAUACCAACGUGUCCUUCAACUUCUCCAGGGAGCUCUUCUUCAUCAAGAUGUGGCAAAAGGAAGAGAUGGGCAUUGCGUGUGAGUUGCUGGAACCAGAAUCGGACUUCCUCAAGUGCAGUGUGGGGUUUCCUUUCAUGAGAUCAAAGUCCAAGUAUGAGUUUAGUGUUAUUUUUGACACCAGUCAUUUGUCGGGGGAAGAAGAGGUGCUUUCGUUCCUUGUCACCGCUCAGAGUGGGAACUUAGAGCACUCCCUCCAUGACAACACUCUCGUUCUGUCUGUUCCCUUGAAACAUGAAGUAGAUUCGUCCAUCACUGGAGUGGUCUCUCCCAGUUCCUUUGUUUAUGGGGAGUCUGUGGAGGCAUCUCAGUUUAUUCAGCUGGAAGACUUUGAGUGUCAUUUUCAACCCCUGAACUUCACUCUUCAGGUCUACAAUGCCGGCCCAAGCACCCUCCCUGGUUCUUUUGUCGACAUUUCGUUUCCAAAUCGUCUCUCUGCUACUGGAGCAGAAAUGUUUCAUAUUCAACAGAUGAUGGUUGCCCAGGACAAAGGAAACUGCUCAUUUCAGAGAAACCCAACCCCAUGUGUCAUUCCUCAAGAAAAAGAGAACAUUUUCCAUACAAUAUUUGCCUUUUUUACAAAGUCUGGGAGAAAAGUACUGGACUGCGAAAGACCCGGCAGGUCUUGCUUAAUCGUUCGUUGCAAUUUAAGUUCACUAGCCAAAGCCGAAUCUCGCAGUAUAGACGUAUAUAUGCUAUUGAACACUGAGAUAUUAAAAAAGGACAGCUCAUCGGUCAUCCAGUUUGUAACGAGAGCGAAGGUGAGGGUGGACACGACCAUCCGAGCGGUAGAGGUGCCCAGUGGUAAUUCAGAGGAUGCCAUGGUGGUCUUUGAGGCCUUGCAUAAUCUGGAGCCUCGUGGUUAUGUGGUCGGAUGGAUCAUCGCUAUCAGUUUGCUGGUGGGAAUUCUCAUUUUUCUGUUGUUGGCUGUGCUGCUAUGGAAGAUGGGCUUCUUUCGCAGGAAGUACAAAGAAAUCAUCGAGGCUGAGAAGAACAGGAAAGAGAACGAAGACAGCUGGGACUGGGUACAGAAAAGCCAGUAAACUGCUAAAGGGGUGGGGAGGGACAUUGAAAACCCAGUCAUGUGACACACAAUUACUACUCUAUUGGUCCUGCUCUUGUAUCUUCCAUAUGUGGAAGAAGGAAUCUUCUCCAGAUUUUUCGGAGGCCCUGUUAUUCGUCAUCAUCUUAAUCUAGGGAACGUUUCCUGAGGCAACCACUGCAGACAUAUCAGGUGACUGGAGUGAUUUAUACUUCCUGGAAGAGAUGAACUUUGAUAACUAAGCUGCAGCGCAGAGCAAUAUUUAUGAAUCCAACAUAUGUGGAGCACCCUCAGGGGAAGACUGUUGCCUAAAAAAAAAAAAAGUACUUUUUAUAAAUAUAAGCUUUUUAUACUGAUCAUGUCUUUUUAUAUAUUUGUAUCAAGGUUUUAUGUUUUCUAUUGAAUAGCUAUAUAUAGUUCACAAAAGCACUGAUAUUCAGCUGAAGCGUUGGACAUGCGUAUCUGUAUAUAUAUACAUACAUAUAUAUCUAUCAGUCAUACUGUACUUUUCAGUUGCAAUGCAGAAGAGACAAACAGAUGAAAAACCUCACAUAGUAUAUCUACCAAUCUUGGCGAUGUUGUACAUAAAUCUUCCGUCGGCAGUAAGCCAAAGUCUUUCCAUUUUGUUUGAAACAAACAAAACCCCACUAAAGUUAAGUGUGUGAGUUAUGCGUUAAAGGACC
Molecule: messenger RNA, 3784 nt
Organism: Euleptes europaea (tarantolino)
Lineage: Eukaryota; Metazoa; Chordata; Lepidosauria; Squamata; Sphaerodactylidae
Gene: ITGA9
Product: integrin subunit alpha 9
Exons: 28
Coding region: 1-3102 (1033 amino acids)
Biological process (GO): cell adhesion mediated by integrin; integrin-mediated signaling pathway; cell-cell adhesion
Cellular component (GO): external side of plasma membrane; integrin complex
Molecular function (GO): integrin binding
Source: RefSeq, a predicted model, not a curated record